CGUGCCGGCGGAGAUCGGGCAGCUCACAUCGCUGAUGGACUUGGUCUUCUGCGACAAUCAGCUGACGAGUGUGCCGGCGGAGAUCGGGAAGCUCACGUCGCUGGAAAGGUUGGACCUCCGCAGCAAUAAGCUGACGACCGUUCCGGCUGCGAUUUGGCAGCUCACGUCGCUGGAGAGAUUGGAGCUCGACGACAAUAAGCUGACGAGCUUACCGGCGGAAAUCGGGCAGCUCACGUCGCUGAAGUCGUUGUGGCUCGAGCGCAAUCGGCUGAUGAGCUUGCCGGCGGAGAUCGGGCAGCUCGCGUCUCUGGAGAAGUUGUACCUCGGCGACAAUCAGCUGAAGAGCGUUCCGGCUGCGAUCGGGCACCUCACGUCACUGGAGAAUUUGUACCUCAACGACAAUAAGCUGACGAGCGUGCCGGCUGCGAUCUGGCAGCUCACGUCGCUAAAGGUGUUGUACCUCAACGACAAUCAGCUGACAAGCGUGCCGGCUGACAUCGGGCAGGUCACAUCGCUGAGGGAGUUGUACCUCUGGAACAAUCAGCUGACGAGCGUACGGGCGGAGAUCGGGCGGUUCACGUCGCUCACGUUGUUGUACCUCAACGGCAAUCAGCUGGCUAGCGUGCCGGAGGAGAUCGGGCGGCUCACGUCGCUAUCGAGGUUGCUGCUCAACGACAACCAGCUGACCAGCUUGCCUGCCGCGAUACGCGACCUAAGAGCGGCGGGCUGCUACGUGGAACUGGAUGACGACGUGACAGUCGACGAGCACUUCCCAGCGUAGGCGUGUCACGCGAUAGGAGAUUGUACAAUGCAACACGAUGUGAACAGUGCCGCAGCGGUGGUUUCCCCUCGCGGUGACGGGCUAUUGUACGGUCGCUGCGAGGUGAAGACGAUCGCUGAAUCAUCGUUCACAUCGAGUUACUUCUACAUAUGAUAAGCCAAAAAUUGCGAAAUGUUGAGACGAAAACGAAAAUUCU
Messenger RNA from Micromonas commoda, 977 nucleotides. RefSeq lists its product with no specific name. The transcript has a single exon. Gene Ontology annotation, molecular function: protein binding. NCBI's taxonomy places the organism in Eukaryota, Viridiplantae, Chlorophyta, Mamiellophyceae, Mamiellales, Mamiellaceae. The coding region runs from base 35 to 781 and encodes 248 amino acids. The record is from RefSeq and is a predicted model, not a curated record.